This is a messenger RNA of Lathyrus sativus (Indian pea), 1092 nucleotides long. The record is from the annotation of a GenBank genome assembly. NCBI's taxonomy places the organism in Eukaryota, Viridiplantae, Streptophyta, Magnoliopsida, Fabales, Fabaceae.
AUGGCAAACACCGACACCGUUCGUCUUGGGAUCUUAGGCUGCGCCAACAUCGCUAGAAAACUAGCCAGAGCCAUUGCACUUGCUCCCAACGCAACCGUCUCCGCCAUCUCAAGCCGCUCCCUAGAGAAGGCGAAGAAAUUCGCUGCAGAAAACAAUUUACCAGCAAGCGUGAGAAUCUACGGUAGCUACGAUGAGAUCAUGGUUGAUUCAGGCGUGGACGCGGUGUACAUUCCUCUCCCGACGAGUCUGCACGUUCUAUGGGCGGUUACUGCAGCAAAUAAGAAGAAGCACGUGCUCGUCGAGAAGCCUGCGGCUCUCAACAUGGCAGAGCUUGAUCGGAUCUUAGAGGCUUGUGAAUCAAACGGCGUGCAGUUUAUGGAUGGUUCUAUGUGGUUGCAUCAUCCUAGAACUGCUCACAUGGAACAAUUACUCUCUCUUUCUAAUUCCACUGGUAUCGGACCCGUUCAUUUUAUUCAUAGCACAUCAACAAUGCCAACGACACAAGAGUUUUUGGAGAAUAACAUAAGAGUAAAGCCAGAGUUAGAUGCUCUCGGUGCUCUUGGUGACUUAGCAUGGUACUGCAUUAAUGCAUCCUUAUGGGCAAAGGGCUACAAACUGCCAACCACCGUUACCACCCUCCCCGACGUCACGAGAAACUCGGCCAGAGUCAUAUUGUCAAUCACAACUUCUUUGCAAUGGGACAAACCGAAUCAAACAGUUGCAAAUAUUCACUGCUCGUUUCUUUCUCACACGUCCAUGGAUUUAGCAAUUUGUGGUUCCAAUGGGUCUAUGCAUGUUAAGGACUUCAUAAUCCCUUAUAAGGAAACUAGUGCAAAAUUUGAUUUUACAUUUGGUGCAAAAUUUGCUGAUCUUCACAUUGGGUGGAAUGUGAAACCAGAGGAAGUUGAUGUGGCCAACAAGCUCCCACAGGAAGCUUUGAUGGUGCAAGAGUUUGCUAGGCUUAUUGCAAGUAUUAGAGAUUGUGGGUCUCAUCCUUCUCCCAAAUGGCCGGAAAUUAGUAGAAAAGUUCAAUUGGUGGUUGAUGCCGUGAAAAUGUCUUUAGAGCUUGGCUGCAAGCCUGUUGCAUUGUAG